GUGUGCGCAGCGACUUGUACAGCAGGGGAGAGCAGCCAUGCUGGCUGUGUUAUGCCUCAGAGUUUGUAUUGUGUGCAAUUAAGUCAGAAAUGGAAAAAAUUCUGUUGUAUGAUCUUGUUGCGCAGCCUCAGCGGGUGUGGGAAUCAGGAUUUCACAAUCUCUGCUUUUGUUGGUUGGGCAACAACCUUUCUUCACUGACCUCAAAGAAACCAUCUGCUUAAAACAGAUUGACAGAGAGCGCUCGGCUCAGAGUGCACACAGCAGAGGAUCCAGCACUGGACAUGCGACACGUGCGAGGGUGUACAUCCUCACACAAUAGUAAUUCAUCCACGCUGGAAUCCACCAUUACAGAAGUCUCUGUACUUUCAUGUAAUUGCCGGUAAAGGUCUUCCUCAUGGAAUUUCCAAUUCAUUCUGAUGACCAUCAUCUUUUCCACAUUUUGAGGACGUUCGCUGACAAGGUUCCCAGCUGUACUGAAAAAUCUUCUUGAGUGCACACUGGAGGGUCAUGCCUGGAGUGCUGAGGCUUCUACUAGUCCUGUCCCAGGUGGCUGCAUUCCAUUGCAUCCAGCCCCCGCAGGAUCUUCAAGUUGGUGUCCCAAUGCUCGGGAAUGUCGUCCUGUCAUGGAAGCACAAUGAGACCUCUGAAAUCAAUAGCCUAAAAUACUGGAUAAAGUUAGAAACUACAGAGAAGCUGGAUGAGGUCCGUGUCAGCGAGAACCAUUAUACAUGCCCCAUGCUCGCACUCCAUAGUGGACUGAAAGUGCAGGUGGCGGCUAUGAAAGCAGUUCCCCAGGACAGUGUAGAAGAGAGUGAGACCAGUAAGUGGCUGUCCCAAGAGCUGCCCCCAUACUCAGGAGAGGAGGGAACAGCGGCCAAGCAGUUGUCUUGCCAGAUAAAUAUAGAGCCAUCAAACGAAGGUGUACUACUCAGGUGCACCUGGCUGCCCGGAGAGAAGGCUCCUUUAGACACACAGUAUUAUCUUUACUACAGGCAUGAUACCGUAACAGAGAAGUGCCAGGAAUAUAUGACAGAACCAGGACGGGUGAGGCAGACCGGCUGUCAGAUUCUGCUCCAUCGUCUCCUGAUAAAUGAGCCCAAGCAAAUCCUGGUCUACAUUAAUGGCUCAAGCAGGAGCCUGGAGAUUCAGGCUAUGGAUAAAGUCUUCAUGUCCAGUGACAUAGAGGUCCUUCCGCCAGUCCGUAAUGUGGCCUAUGAGAAGGUGGGGAACAAGGGCCUGACGUGGAAAAUGCCCAUCCCCGUAUUAUCAGAGAUUUGUUUCUCCUAUGAAGUCAACAUCCGGUCGGAGGAUAAUAACGAGACGGUCACGGUGUCAUCAUCUUCAUUUUGGAGGAAUACUCUGCAGAAGCCCACUAGCAAGCACUAUGUGCGGGUCAGAGCUGUGGGACAGGAACCCUGCUGGUCGAAUACAAAGCCGUACAGCCCAUGGACGGAGAAUAUAUGUAUAGGAGACAGCGAGAUAGAUGGGUCAAGCAGAGAUAUGCUGGCAAUCACUGUGUCCGUGUGUCUGACUGUGUCAUGCAUUGCAGUAUUUGUGCUGUGUGUGAGGUUUUGGAGAACCAUAUUUCCGCGUAUUCCCAAACCAAAGAAUGACCUGAAGGAGGCCUUUCAGAAUACCCAAAAUGAGGCCCUGAUGCGCUGCAACUCCUGGGACAAUGAGGAAGUGAUAAGUUACAUUGUGGAGAUGACAGGAUCAGACAAAUAUAACGUAACUACAGACUAUACCCAAGUUGGAGAAUACCCCGGCAGUGGCACCUACAAGACGGCUUGACCAGGACUAAGACAUUUCCUCCAGAAUUCAACUUCAAGAGUUAAGUUGCCUUCCAGUGUUCUUGGAGAAUAAGCAUGGAUUUUCUCCAUGACUUAUACGACUAACUGGAACAAUGCGGCUCAGCAACCCCCCCUACAGGUUAUAUCGGCAAGCUAUUAUAGGAAUUGGUGCUACACAGUAAGCAUGGUUGUGCUAGGGGAAUUUGUACUGUGCUUUGCUGAAGACUCAUUCACUGACCCUGUCAUUGUGGGGAAGAGGCAGCUGAAGUGUUCUCUAUGCAUUAGGAUGAUUCUGAAACCUCAUUGUUGUGGGCUAAGGGAUGCCCAAAUGUGAUUCACACAGGUCGCCUCAUAUAAUUGCCUGAUUAUACUGUAAUUGUAAAUGAACUGCUAGAUGCGAGCUCAUGGCAGUUACGGGUAUUUGCCCUAUUGGGGCAGCAGAUGUCGCAGCACACACAAACCUAUGCAUGCAGUGAUCUAAGUUUGCCAGUGAGUGCUUUGUAGUUUGAGCUUUUUGACCAGCAGCCAUUUGUGUGCUCUGUGGUUUUGGUGUAAGUAGAGGAAAUUUGCACAUGUUGGCUGUCCUCCCAAGUCGCAUCUUUGCAGAAACAUUUCCAUGCAGACAGACAGUUCUGAGACCAGUGAAAUUGUUAAAGGAGAGAAGAUUAAAAACAAAAUAAAUAAAAAACGUAUAGCAAACCCUAUACGUUUCUGGUGGUCAGACUCCUCAUUCAUCAGGCUAAUUCUUACGCUGUAUGUGCCCUGCACAUAGGGGGUUAUUAAGAUGUGGAAACAACCCAAAAACCAAGCAACUGGGCAAUGCCAUGCUGCACUGCAGGUGGGGCAGAUGUAACAUGUGCAGAGAGUAUUAGAUUUGGGUUGUGUGUUUAAACUGAAAUCUAAAUUGCGGUGUAAUAAUAAAGCUGUCUAACAUUUGUGAUCUACAUGCAAAAGCAGCCAGUAUUUACCCUGCACAGAAACAAUAUAAAAAUAUUUCCUCCCCUUGCAUCGCAACACGUUUUGUUCCAGAUACAAAUGUACAUACUUUUUCUGCCGUGCUUCCACAUCCGAAUCACUAUUGUGAUAGUACAAGCCAGCAAACAGUAUAGCAAGCAUAGUAGUGGCCUAGUAUUGUGGCUUCAUGGGUGACAAAACUCAUCAGCGACUAUGUCAUGGUCCUGGCGCACUGUAGGCUGCUUGUUAGAGCCUACUGACAUCCAAGGCCACUGCAGAUCACAUGGGGGCCUAUGCCGGCUGUUCACGUCCGUCACAUAGAUGCUGAUCUCAGUGUAGCUUUGCAUGCAAUGUAUAAGGAUGGUGCUACAACCAUCGCAUGACCACAUGAGGCUCAGCCUGCACAGGUGCUAUGCCACUGUCCUUACAUUCAGUACUGGAUGCUGCAUUGUCACCAAAAACCUGGGAUCUUCUCCAAAGACUAAUUUCUUUUUGUACUUGUUGUUUGACUAUAAAAACACUGCUGGAUUAUUAUACAUCUUGUUAUACUGGACAUUUCCUUAUAGUCACUGCUUGUUUUCAUUCCACAUCUCAAUGUUACCUCAUCGUCGUCAUCUCUUCUUUUAUUUGCUAAUGGGACGGACAGUCAGAGUGACAAAUCAGAACAGAAUUCACACACAGGGGCCCAUUUAUCAUUAAAUAUUUGCGGCAUAUUCCAAGAAAACACAGGGUAUAGCUGCAAAUAUUGAGCAUCUGAGAGAGGGAUCGUAGCAGAUAUCUCCGAUACUUUCUGUGGUCCCUACAUUCCUGCCGCCAUCAGCGGCCCCCAUACGUUUCUAUGGGGAGUAUGAUGCUGUUAGAUUUUCAUAGCUCUGGAGUGAGUGGUGUUAGCUUGAUGUCGCCUAUGGACUACAAUUCUCAGAAAGCAGCUCCAGGACCCUCUGCUUGUACAGUACGUGGUCAGCAGGAGACAGGAGCAAACACAUAGGAGGGACGGGCAACUUUCAGGGGGCCCCUGUCUCUGCAUCUGUUCAUUCACACAUUCCAGUGGUAUCAUUGCGUUUUGCAAUGUGAUUCUGGGUGCUAAUAUCCCAGAUUGCACUGCAAAUGGGAUGAGUGAUAAAUAGGACUCAUAGAAACAUGCUGGAUUGAUGAGGAGCAGAUGUAAGGCAGAGGGUACAGGGAACCCUAGAGGACAGGCUAAUGUGGAGGCUGGUGUAGAUGGUAGAACAUGCAGAGGACAAAGGGUGGGAUAGGCUGUACUGAAGAGGUGGCUAUGAGAGAAUGGGUAAAAGUCAGGGUACAGACAUUCUAUACAGGGAUCCAAUAUGAGAAUCCAACUAAAAAUGAUCAGACUGUUAAUUGGAGAUAGGUGGCCUAAUUCAGACCUGAAGAUGGGAAAAACCAUGUGCACUGCAGGGGAGGCAGAUGUAACAUGUGCAGAGAGAGUUAGAUUUGGGUGGGGUGUGUUCAAACUGAAAUCUAAGUUGCAGUGUAAAAAUAAAGCAGCCAGUAUUUACCCAGCACAGAAACAAAAUAACCC
Molecule: messenger RNA, 4287 nt
Organism: Pseudophryne corroboree (corroboree frog)
Lineage: Eukaryota; Metazoa; Chordata; Amphibia; Anura; Myobatrachidae
Gene: IL5RA
Product: interleukin 5 receptor subunit alpha
Exons: 12
Coding region: 508-1791 (427 amino acids)
Biological process (GO): cytokine-mediated signaling pathway
Cellular component (GO): membrane; external side of plasma membrane
Molecular function (GO): cytokine receptor activity; protein binding
Source: RefSeq, a predicted model, not a curated record